AGCCAAGAAACUCCAAGUUGCACGACCAUGCUGCCCAUCCGUGCUGCGUUCGCAAGAGCCAACGUGUUUGCGGCGCACCGUUCCCCGGCCGGUGCGGCCAUCGUUCGUCUCAAAGCAACCCUUCCGGUUGUGCACGGCGGCCAACCACCAGACCCGUUACCAUAUUCACCGUUCGGAGCGAAACAAUCGAACACCGCCGAAUGGACCGUGGCCCGUUUGGAUGAUUUGCUAAACUGGGGCCGCAAAGGAUCAAUGUGGCCGACAAUGUUCGGCCUGGCGUGCUGUGCCAUGGAGAUGAUGCAAGCGGCCGCCCCACGUUACGAUAUCGAUCGGUUUGGCGUACUGUUCCGUGCCUCCCCCCGGCAGACGGAUUUCAUCAUUGUGGCCGGCACGCUGACGAACAAGAUGGCACCGGCGCUACGCAAAAUUUACGACCAAAUGCCCGAACCAAGGUGGGUUAUUUCGAUGGGCAGUUGCGCCAACGGUGGCGGCUACUAUCACUACUCGUACUCGGUGGUGCGUGGCUGCGAUCGGAUCAUACCGGUCGAUAUCUACGUUCCAGGAUGUCCACCGACGGCCGAGGCACUAAUAUACGGAGUGCUGCAAUUGCAGAAGAAGGUUAAACGCAUGAAAACGGUACAAAUGUGGUAUCGUAAGUAGGUAUGCGUUGUUUCUCAUUAAGUAGAAG
Anopheles arabiensis is the source of this 688-nucleotide messenger RNA. RefSeq names its product NADH-quinone oxidoreductase subunit B-like. Gene Ontology annotation, biological process: mitochondrial respiratory chain complex I assembly; aerobic respiration; electron transport coupled proton transport. The transcript has a single exon. Gene Ontology annotation, molecular function: NADH dehydrogenase (ubiquinone) activity; quinone binding; 4 iron, 4 sulfur cluster binding. Lineage: Eukaryota; Metazoa; Arthropoda; Insecta; Diptera; Culicidae. The record is from RefSeq and is a predicted model, not a curated record. The coding region runs from base 28 to 660 and encodes 210 amino acids.